AUGGAAGAGGAUGAGGAUGAGGAUGAAGAGGAUGAAGAAGAGCAAAAUCUUAUGCUGGAUAUGGUGGAUGUGCACUUUGGCGACUGUCUACCCUUAGAUGAAGAAAAUGGGGUACUGAAGGCACCAUCAAAAAAGUUUUUCAUGCUGAAUGAAGACAAACGCCCUGAGGGAGAAGUAUCAAUUUUACGUUUACUAUCAGAAAACAAAAUCUUUGUUCAUCCUCCAGUGGAGUCUAUGACAUUUUCAAUGCCAUAUACUCGAUUCAAGUUUGUAUGGUUGAAGGCUGCGAAAACUGCUAGAACCGAACAUCGUGAUUAUGGAUCCACAUUUUCCGCUGAUGGCCAAGCAGUCAACGUUCCAGAUUCCACCAGUACCUUCCAUGUGGUCAAAUUUAAUCAGCUUGGCUCUAUUGCUAGAGACGUCAUCAAUAAUUUUACCACCACUAUUCAAAGUGUGCUUCCUAGCCAUUGCGGAACACUUUAUGAAGAGUUCUCUACGCUGGAGAUUACAGACGAUCUGGGUUGCCGACAGUCUAUUUUUCAGCAACAGAAAAAUCAGCCCCUACUCCAGCCCCUGGUUCAGACACUUUAUGAUCAGCUAGUCGCUGCCAACAAGGGCAGAGCAGGAUUGGGAGUUAUACGCAGAAAUGGAACAGUAGAUGAAAAAGCGAUCAAAAAACUUUUAGAUAGGGAACAGAACAUUCUAUCCCUUUUUAAUAUGGCCUUCCAUCUUUCCUGUGGUGUUCCUCCUCGGCCCUUCCAACUCAAAUCCUUCCAAUAUGAUUUGGAUGCAGACACUGGCAGAGAGCGGAACCUAUUCAUUGUUUGGGGCGUACUUGCUUUGGCAAAUCCUGCCGCUAAACAAUUGGGCAUAGGCGUCCAGGAAUGCCUGUGGGCAUUCCCGAGUUCUCUGAUGACUCCAGUUCUCUUUUAUUUUGGUGUCCUCAGACCAGUUUUCUCCAAGCUUCUUGGGCUUCUUCGCAGUAACGCCAAGGAACACAGCAUCUACAUUUUUGUACAUACAAUCCCCAAACGUAAAAAGGCAGGGAAUCUGUGGAACGGGACUGAUGUCAAUGCCUCUCUGCAAAAGUAUAUGCACUCCCUUCCCAUUACAUUAACUGGCACCUUACUUCACAAUCUUACAACCGGCAUGCUUCGCAAAUUCUUACCAUCCUUGACCGAGUUGGAUAAUCUUCCAAACUGUCUUCUCGACCAGCAAGCACAACAUUCUCGACAGACAGGCAACACACAUUAUGGACAGGACUUCGACCUUCCAUGA
Suillus clintonianus is the source of this 1278-nucleotide messenger RNA. RefSeq lists its product as uncharacterized. The transcript has 2 exons. Bases 1 to 1278 code for a protein of 425 amino acids. The record is from RefSeq and is a predicted model, not a curated record. NCBI's taxonomy places the organism in Eukaryota, Fungi, Basidiomycota, Agaricomycetes, Boletales, Suillaceae.